AUGGCAGGGAAAGGGGGAAUGACGAUGUACAAGCUGGUGGUGCUUGGAGAUGGUGGUGUCGGCAAGACUGCAUUAACCAUACAGCUAUGUUUAAAUCAUUUCGUCGAAACAUAUGAUCCGACUAUCGAGGACUCUUACCGAAAGCAGGUCGUCAUAGACCAACAGUCGUGCAUGCUGGAAGUUUUGGAUACUGCUGGUCAAGAAGAAUACACUGCUUUGCGGGACCAAUGGAUACGCGACGGCGAAGGCUUUCUGCUGGUUUACAGUAUCUCAUCGCGAUCUUCGUUCACCAGAAUAAAGAAAUUUCAUCAACAGAUUCAGCGAGUAAAGGAUUCGAUCCCAAAUGCAUAUGGUGGAAGCUCCCCACUUAGCUCCCCUGUCCUUUCCGGCGGCCGCGAUACCACAUCGCCAAUACCCAUUAUGCUUGUCGGAAACAAAAGCGAUAGGGUCACUGAACGGGAGGUAUCACACCAAGAAGGAAUGGAACUAGCUCGUGAGCUAGAAUGUCAAUUCGUUGAGGCAUCAGCAAAAAAUUGUGUCAACGUCGAGAAGGCCUUCUACGACGUAGUAAGGCUGUUAAGGAAACAAAGACAAAGCAGUUCCCGAAAACCGUAUGCUCGCCGAGACGAUGCACCUGUCCGGGAUAGGAACGCCGACAAAGACCGAUAUCCCCCAAAGAAGAGGUGCUGCAUUCUGUGA
Messenger RNA from Orbilia oligospora ATCC 24927, 699 nucleotides. RefSeq lists its product as uncharacterized. Lineage: Eukaryota; Fungi; Ascomycota; Orbiliomycetes; Orbiliales; Orbiliaceae. Gene Ontology annotation, biological process: signal transduction. The transcript has 2 exons. The coding region runs from base 1 to 699 and encodes 232 amino acids. The record is from RefSeq and is a predicted model, not a curated record. Gene Ontology annotation, molecular function: GDP binding; GTP binding; GTPase activity. Gene Ontology annotation, cellular component: plasma membrane.